GCGAGCCGCUGCCGUCAGCGGGUGUCCCCGCCCCCGGACCCGCCCCGCCGCCGCUCCCCGGCCGGACUCGGACUCCGCCAUGGACUCGGGCCGCAGGGAGAUGGUGCUCGGGGUGACGGCUCUCGGAGCCGGGCUGGUGGUGGGAGUGUGGCUGGGGAAGAAGUUAUUUUCUCAUCGUUACUCAAGGUCAAAUAAGAGCCACGGAGGUGCCAAAGGGGAUCCUUUAAUGGAAUACCUGCUGCAGAAUUCCCUGCGGGAACACCCAGUGCUGAAGAAGCUGAGGAAGCGGACUCUGAAGGAACCAGGGAACCUAAUGAUGGUGGCUUGUGAGGAAGCACAACUGUUGGCAAACCUGGCAAAGCUCAUCAAAGCCAAGAAGGUUAUUGAAAUAGGAGUCUACACUGGAUACAACACCCUGAACAUGGCGCUGGCAGUACCAGCUGAUGGCAGGGUCGUUGCCUGUGACAUCAACAUGGACUUUGCCAACAUCGGGAAACCAUUUUGGAAAGAGGCUGGAGUGGAACAUAAAAUUGACCUACGCAUUAAAUCGGCUUCGGAAACACUUGAUGAGCUUCUCCAGGCUGGUGAGGCAGAGACCUACGACUUUGCCUUCAUAGACGCCGACAAGUUGAAUUACGGCCUGUAUUACGAGAAAUGUCUGCAACUUAUCCGCAAAGGAGGAAUAAUCGCAAUCGAUAACGUUCUGUGGGGGGGAAAUGUACUGAGCCCAGGAAAUGACGCCGACACACUGAGCAUCACUAAACUCAAUGAGAGGAUCUACAGGGAUAGUCGAGUGAACAUCACCAUGCUCAGCAUUGCCGAUGGAGUCACCUUGGUCUUCAAGCUGUAGGGCUGCCCAACAGCACCUCCCACCAGGCCAAGAUACUUCAGAUGGUACAGAAUCCCAGGAACAGGCCAUUCAGCCCAUCACAUCUGAAACCUUUCUCUGCUUUUAACUUCCAUGCUACACUGUAAACUCUGCUGCAGUGAUUUGCCCACACGUUCCUGCUCUCAGUGCCAGACCGUAAGCACGGCCGUCUCCCUCAAUCAGAACCAAACAAGCAAAGGUCUUGCAAGAUGGAGCAAGUUCUUGAAAUUGACUGGAGACACAAGACGGCAGAUGCUGGAAUCUGGAGCAACACACAACCUGCUGGAGGUUCUCGGCAGGUCCUCCCACAGAUGCUGCUCGACCAGCAGAUCAUUUGUUGCUCCAUAUUCCAGUAUCUGCAGUCUCUGUGUCUCCUAGUUUUAACCUUGAGCCAGUGCCCCGCCCGGUCAGCCUGCAUUCUGUUCAUGGUGACCAUGGGUGUGUGUGCACUCACUGGUCCGGACACAGGGUGGUUUGAGAUUUGUGUACCCUGUUCUGUUCAGUCCCAGUAGAAAAAACACCAUGGAGGAAAGUAAGGGACUUGCUGAGGAUUCCAUUAAUGUGCAUGAUUUUAACACACACCCCGAGGUCCCAGCGCACAGUGUGCCCCAGCAGUGCACAGUUCAGAGCACGGCGCAGCAGUGUGUAAUACCUGAACAAUAUCCACACAACUCGGGCCACAGGUACCUGGCAUAAUACCCACCAAGUUUGCUGCACAAAGAUCUGGCUCUCAGACCCUGCUUCACGUGGGUCCUGUUUCUCUCCCCCCCCCCCCGCGGUGUCUCUCCCUCAAGCCCCCCCCCACCCCCACCAGCACAACCUGCCCCAAGCCCCCCCCCCAACCUUCCUGUAUCACUGGACAAACGGAACAGAUAACUGAUAGCUGGUGCUGUAUCCUUGUCUUAAAAUGGUUGAAGCACUCAGUGGGUCGGUGGGGGGCUUUGAUGGCGAGAGAAACGGGUUGUUCCUGGUCAAAGACCUUCUGUUUGUUGCCCGCCAGGUGACUGCCUGUAAGGAGGGUCUGAUCCCCUCCUCUCUCCCACCUUGGACCAGCAAUUGGCACAAGAGAGCUAUUGCAAAGUCACUCGUUAUUAGUGGUGUGAGUGAUCGAUCCCCUCGAGCAGGGACAAUGAUUCCUUCCCUCUCACAAUAAAGAGCAGAGAUAUUCCAGGCAUUGAAGCCUUUCACUUGUUCCAGUAAAGACCCAGAGGCCUUGAAAACCAAAAUCAUGAGGAAGCUGGAAAUCUGAAAUAAAACAAACUGCCGGUGACACUCAGCAGGUCAGGCAGCGUCUGUGGAGAGAGAAAUGAGGUUAAUGUUUCAGGUUGGUGACCUUUCUGACGAAACAUUAACUCUUUCCCAUCCACAGCUGCUGCCUUGUCCUGCUGAGGAUUUGGAGCAUUUCAUCUCAAUGAAGUUGAAAUCACUGAUGCCUUUAAUUCUCAAGGAAUUCACUCAAUAGUUUUGCAACCAUUAAAUUCACAAUAAACUGAAAAAUAUUGUGUCUAAGGUCUGAAUCAAAGUUUACCAAUGUACAACUACAAGCAGAUGUUGCUCCAGAGCGUAGCAAUGAUGCAUGCCAUGAUAAACUUCUUCAUACAUGUACUGCAGAUGUAUCCCUCAGGGAACAACACGGGAAGUGAAGUAACAAGUCUCCCCAGAAUACAAACUCAUUCCCUUGAGUUACUCUCUUGUUACUGAAAAGUUAAGCUUCAGAGAAACCUUGGUGCCAACCCCAUUAAACCAUCUGCCUUUGGUGUAUCAGUGUCUUGCUGAGUAAAGGUGUGAUCAGA
Pristis pectinata (smalltooth sawfish) is the source of this 2661-nucleotide messenger RNA. It is a transcript of the gene comtd1a, whose product is annotated as catechol-O-methyltransferase domain containing 1. Lineage: Eukaryota; Metazoa; Chordata; Chondrichthyes; Rhinopristiformes; Pristidae. Bases 80 to 850 code for a protein of 256 amino acids. The record is from RefSeq and is a predicted model, not a curated record. The transcript has 7 exons. Gene Ontology annotation, molecular function: O-methyltransferase activity; S-adenosylmethionine-dependent methyltransferase activity.